AUGAGACUUACCACAGCAGUGCUGUUGCUGAGUCUCCUGGCACUGGGCCUCUGCGAAGAGGCAGCCAAGGAGGCAAACAGCGACAACGACAAGAACCACAAGGCCGAGGCCAAAUCCGACAAAGCAGACGGCGACGAGCAAAGCGCCGAGGCCUCGGAAAAGAAGCAGGAGAAACGCGGCCUCUACAGCUUCGAGGGUGACUUCUCCGGUGGCUACGGCGAGCACCACGACUUCUCCGAGUACCACCAUCACGAGCCGGAACAUCAUCAUCAUCAUCAUCACUACGAGCCCCAACACGAGCACUCGAAGAUCAAGCAGAUAACCAUCGAGAAGACCGUCAAGGUGCCCUACGUCGUCGAGAAGAAAGUACCCGUGCCAGUGGAGAAGGAGGUACACGUGCCCGUGAAGGUCCACGUGCCCCAGCCCUACCCGGUCGAGAAGAAGGUGCCAGUCCCGUACAAAGUGCACGUCAAGGUGCCCUACCACGUACCAGCCCCGUACCCGGUCGAGAAGAAGGUCUACUACCCGGUCCACGUGCCGGUAGAGCGUCCAGUGCCGCACAAGGUCUACGUGGCCGCUCCUUACCCGGUCGAGAAGAAGGUCUACGUGGAGAAGAAGGUUCACGUGCCCCAGCCCUACCCGGUGGUCAAGCACGUGCCCUACCCGGUCAAGGUACCGGUCCACGUGCCGCAACCCUACCCGGUGGUCAAGCACGUGCCCUACCCGGUCAAGGUGCACGUCGACAAGCCCCGACCUGUACCCGUGGAGAAGCCCUACCCCGUGCCGGUCGAGAAGAAGGUGCCCGUCCACGUGGAGAAAGUAGUGCCGUACCCAGUGAAGGUGCACGUGCCGAAGCCCCGGCCGGUGCCCGUCGACAAGCCCGUGCCGUACCCCGUGAAGGUGCCGGUGCCCGCGCCCUACCCCGUCGAGAAGAAGGUCCACGUGCCCGUCGACAAGCCGGUGCCCUACGAGGUCAAGGUGCCCGUCGUGCGACACUACCCCGUGCACAUCGAGAAGAAGGUGCCCGUCUACGUGAACAAGCCGGUGCCGUACCCGGUCAAGGUGCCCUACCCCGUUCCGAUCCACCACGAGGAGCACCACCACCACCACGAGGAGCACCACGACCAUCACGAGUACGAGCACCAGCAUCACGGUGGCUACGGUGACUUCGGCGCCGAGGGCUCCGACGUUCACGAGCACUCCUAUUGA
This is a messenger RNA of Trichogramma pretiosum, 1209 nucleotides long. RefSeq names its product proline-rich protein 4-like. NCBI's taxonomy places the organism in Eukaryota, Metazoa, Arthropoda, Insecta, Hymenoptera, Trichogrammatidae. The record is from RefSeq and is a predicted model, not a curated record. The transcript has 2 exons. The coding region runs from base 1 to 1209 and encodes 402 amino acids.